AUGCGGCAGGGCGGGCGCCGCGUGGCCGCGUCACCGCCCGACGCUCCGCGCUGCCCGCCGGGCCCCGCCCUGCCAGCCACAAGCCCCGCCCUCCCCGCCGGCCGCGUCACCGCGCGACGCUCUGCGCAGCCCGCCUGGCCCCGCCCACCCCGCCGGGGCUCCGCCCCCGUCUACAAGCCCCGCCCGGCCUGGGCCGCGCUCGCCUGGAGGGGCGGAGCUUGGGGCGGGGUCUGCGCCCGGGGGCGGGGCGUCGGGCGGGCCCGCGCGGGCUGGUCCAUAACGCUGGCAGACACUAGGAUGCUGGGUCUUCGCCCCAAGGCCUGCCCCUCUUAA
Rangifer tarandus platyrhynchus (Svalbard reindeer) is the source of this 333-nucleotide messenger RNA. Lineage: Eukaryota; Metazoa; Chordata; Mammalia; Artiodactyla; Cervidae. The record is from the annotation of a GenBank genome assembly.